Eruca vesicaria subsp. sativa (arugula) is the source of this 1227-nucleotide messenger RNA. Lineage: Eukaryota; Viridiplantae; Streptophyta; Magnoliopsida; Brassicales; Brassicaceae. The record is from the annotation of a GenBank genome assembly.
AUGGAUUUGUGGAAAUGGAGACCUCAUUUGGUCUUGGAUAUGAAAAGGAUCUUGGAUAAAACCCCCAUCGGACUUUGGGACAAAGUUUCGGCUCAUUUGGCUAGUUCAAUGGACAAGACUUUCAACAAACACAGCGGCAACCUAGAGAGCUGCAUUAUCACAUACCGAUGUGAUGGCUGUACGCUUCAAAACUGGAUCCGACAUGCGACUCGUGUGAAACACACUAAAGAUCUCACACUAAACUAUGUUCAUGGUCGUCGUCCGAGACGUUACACUUACAGAGGAACACAAAUGCUCGACAUGCCCUAUGAAAUAUUUUCGCAUCAUAGCCUCACUUCACUGUCACUUAGUGGAUACACUCUACUAGGUGGACAUGCCUUCACUAACUGUGGCAAUCUUAAGACCCUCAAGCUUUUAAAUAUGGUCAUCUUCUGGGUUAGUACCCUUACCAGCGUUUUGGCAGCUUGCUCCUCCCUCGAGGUGAUUGUGUUGCAACUCGCUUUCUCAAAGGACGAUAGUGUUUUGAAGAUCGAGAACAAAAAAUUGAAGUUCUUGCAAAUGUCUUUCCUUCACUAUGUUAAGAGGAUCGAAGUGAAUGCACCCUGUCUAGAUGUUCUAGACAUCAGAGAUGUCAAAUGUGAGAACAAGAAUAGCUUCAUCCUCACUUCUCCCAAUAUCCAGUUUAACCAAAGCGAUUGGAUUUCUAGUUUGUUUUAUCUUCCUCACAUCAGCUAUAAUGUAUCAGAACUCGCUCAGGAGACGAGAAACAUUUGGCAUGAUCUCCUGAUGAGUGACUUUCCUGGUACGACAAGGCAGGGAACUUUGUCGGUGAGUAUAGACAUAACUAAUCCUAAAGAAGUGGAGAUACUGAAGGAACUUUUGCUUAUGUGGAGUACUUACACAAUGAUAGAGCUUGAGAUCUUCUUCAAGACCAACAAUGCUCCUAGAGAAGAAGAAGAAGAUGGUGAAUGCUCUAAUGAGAGAUUGUGGGAGGAUGCAAACCCAUUUCCUAACGCUGAUUUUCGCGUUAAUAACGUGUGGAUGUAUAACCUCAAUAGUUCGAAUAAGGAAGAGUUUGCCUUUGCUUCACGUUUUGUGAUGCAAAAGACGGUGAUUGAAACGCUGAUGAUCGAGACCUCGUCGUGUUCUGAUGGAGUAGCAACUGUGGCUAAGCUGAUGGAACUUCCUAAAGGUAACGAAGAUCUUAGUGUUGGUUGGUUUCGAUGA